UGGGGGAGCCCCAGAACAGAGCCUGGGGGGCGGAAGAGCUGGAAGGGCCCAAGCGGCAGCUUUCACUUUCACUCUCCAAGGCGCGACUAAAGCAGGCGGCGGCGGUUCCUCCAUCCCGCUGGGCCCGGCAGCAGAUUAUCAUAUGUGGAAAUCAACGUAAGCAAGGCAAGAAUGGCAGCUUUAUUCUCUACUCUGCCAUUUGCAGAUAAAUCCUCUUUCAUGAUGAUGAUGAUGAUGACGAUAGGUGUUUUAAAUGUUGCAGUUUCUGUGAAUAAUGACCACAAUAGCAAGAACAGGGAGACAGCUGAUGUAGUGUCUGGCAAUGGAAGCAAACCGUUUCCGUGGGAUAAAAUAAGGCUUCCCAAGCAUGUCAUCCCAGUGCAUUAUGAUCUCCUCCUCCAUCCUAAUCUUACGACUCUAACUUUUACUGGAUUUGCCAGAAUAGAGAUUACAGUAAACCAACAAACUAGUUCAGUCAUCCUGCACAGCAAACACCUGCAAAUUACCAGGGCUACCAUCCAAAGGAGAAUGGGAAAUAGUCACACGGAAAAAGAAGUGAUGGUUUUGGAAUAUCCACCAUUUGAGCAGAUUGCCCUCCUGGCAGCUUUUCCACUGCAUGUUGGACAAAACUACACUGUUAGCAUUGAAUAUUCUGCAAAUCUGUCAGAGAGUUUCCACGGCUUUUAUAAAAGCACCUAUAGAACCCAGGAAGGAGAAGUGAGGGUACUUGCAUCAACACAGUUUGAGCCAACAGCUGCUCGCAUGGCUUUCCCAUGUUUUGAUGAACCAUCUUUCAAAGCCAGAUUUUCCAUUAAGAUUAGGAGAGAACCAAAGCACCUUGCACUAUCUAAUAUGCCAAUAGUGAAAUCUGUGAAUGUUGCUAAUUGGCUAGUUGAAGACCAUUUUGAUGUUAGUGUAAAGAUGAGCACUUAUCUAGUGGCCUUUAUUGUUUCGGAUUUUAAAUCAGUCAGCAAGAUGACCACCAGUGGAAUUAAGAUAUCGGUAUAUACUGUACCAGACAAGAUCAACCAAGCUGAUUAUGCCUUGGAUGCAGCAGUGAAACUUUUAGACUUCUAUGAGAAUUACUUCAGCAUUCCAUAUCCCUUACCCAAACAAGAUCUAGCUGCUAUUCCUGAUUUUCAGUCUGGAGCUAUGGAAAACUGGGGACUGACCACAUACAGGGAAUCUUCUUUGCUAUAUGACCCUGAAAAGUCCUCGGCAUCGGCUAAACUUUGGAUUACUAUGAUAAUAGCCCAUGAGCUGGCUCAUCAGUGGUUUGGAAACCUAGUUACCAUGGAAUGGUGGAAUGAUCUUUGGCUAAAUGAAGGAUUUGCAAAGUUUAUGGAGUAUGUGUCAGUCAGUAUUACUCAUCCAGAUCUGAAAGUUGAAGAUUAUUUUUUAGGCAAGUGUUUUGAUGCCAUGGAGGUGGAUGCAUUAAAUUCCUCACAUCCUGUGUCUACUCCUGUGGAAGAUCCAGCUCAAAUUCAAGAAAUGUUCGAUGAUGUUUCCUAUGAAAAGGGAGCUUGUAUUCUAAAUAUGUUAAGGGAUUACUUGAAUGCAGAUAUGUUUAAAGCUGGUCUUGUACAAUAUCUGCGGAAGUACAGCUAUCAGAAUACAAAAAAUGAAGAUCUAUGGAACAGUCUGGCACAUACUUGUCCUGUGGGUGACACCCAGGAAAGCCAACUACAAGGUGAUGGCUUUUGCACCAGAAACCAACAAACAUCUUCAAGUGCACACUGGACCAGGAGAGAGAUUCUUGAUGUGACGACAAUGAUGAACACUUGGACAUUACAAAAGGGUUUUCCACUAGUAACUGUCACAGUAAAAGGAAAGAAUGUCCAUCUGCAUCAAGAGCACUAUAUGAAGGGAUCAGAUUCUUCUCCAUCAACAGGGUACUUGUGGCAUGUUCCAUUAACGUACAUUACUAGUAAAUCUGACACUGUGCAAAGAUUUUUGCUGACAACUAAAACAGAUGUCCUCAUCCUCCCAGAAGAGGUAGAAUGGAUAAAAUUCAAUGUGGGAAUGAAUGGUUAUUACAUUGUGCACUAUGAAGAUGAUGGAUGGGAUGCUCUGAUUAGCCUUUUAAAAGAAAACCAUACAGCAAUUAGCAGCAAUGAUAGAGCGAGUCUCAUUAACAAUGUAUUCCAGCUUGUGAGUAUUGGAAAACUAUCAAUUUCUAAAGCUCUUGAUUUAUCUUUGUAUUUGAAACAUGAAUCCCAAAUUAUGCCUGUAUUCCAAGGUAUGAAUGAGCUGAUUCCUAUGUACAAGCUCAUGGAGAAAAGGGACAUGGAUGAUGUAGAAAAUCAGUUAAAGGGGUACAUAGUCAAUCUGUUUAAAGACCUAAUUGACAAACAGUCCUGGAAUGAUGAGGGCUCAGUGUCUGAGAGAAUGCUUCGCAGUUCCCUACUCCUGUUUGCGUGUGCGCGCAAGUACCAGCCGUGUGUGGACAAAGCAGAAGACUAUUUUAUGAAAUGGAAGGAAUCCAAUGGAACUUUACGUUUGCCCAAUGAUGUUAAAACUGCAGUAUAUGCUGUUGGAGCCCAGACAAUCGAAGGUUGGGACUUCCUUUUUAGUAAAUACAGGCUACCUUGGUUCAACACUGAGAGAAAUCAGAUUGAAGUUGCUCUCAGUAUUAGCAGAAAUAAGGACAAACUUCAGUGGAUAAUGGAUCAAAGUUUGCUUGGUGAUGUAGUAAAAACCCAGGAUCUUCCACAUAUCCUUGUGUUUGUUGCUAAAAACCCUUCUGGCUAUCAUCUAGCAUGGAAAUUUUUGAAGGAAAACUGGAAUAAACUUGUACAAAAGUUUGAACUUGGCUCACCUUCUAUAGCCCACAUGGUAAUCGGAGUGACAAAUCAAUAUUCUACAAGGGAACAGCUUGCAGAGGUGAAAGAAUUCUUCAAUUCUCUGGAGGAAAAAAGUUCACAGCUCCGCUGUGUCCAACAAGCUGUAGAAACCAUUGAAGAAAAUAUACGUUGGAUGGACAUAAACUUUGAAAAAAUCAAAAUAUGGCUACAAAAUAACAUGUGAAGGAUUUAUUAUUGCAUCUGGCUUUGAAUAUUUGAAUUUGAAUUACAAAACAGUGAAAAUUUCAAAAAAUCUAAAGCUUUUUUGUUGUUUUGGGGUGUGAUUUAAUUAAAGAGGUGAUGGCAUGGGCCCCAUUCUGUUCCUUUGUAUGAGAUUGACUAUCAAUUUCAAUAGGAGUAAGAUAGGGUUCUAUAUGCACACCUUCAAUCCAAUAAUAAACCAUCAUCCACAAUUGUUGAGCAAUAAAAAUUGGUCACUGUGGCCUGUGUAAACUGGGGAUUUUGAAUUCUAAAAUUGGAAUACUUGAAUU
This is a messenger RNA of Trachemys scripta elegans, 3334 nucleotides long. It is a transcript of the gene ERAP1, whose product is annotated as endoplasmic reticulum aminopeptidase 1. Gene Ontology annotation, molecular function: peptide binding; zinc ion binding; metalloaminopeptidase activity. NCBI's taxonomy places the organism in Eukaryota, Metazoa, Chordata, Testudines, Emydidae. The record is from RefSeq and is a predicted model, not a curated record. Gene Ontology annotation, biological process: peptide catabolic process; proteolysis. The transcript has 19 exons. Gene Ontology annotation, cellular component: cytoplasm. Bases 172 to 3027 code for a protein of 951 amino acids.